AUCAGAAUGGCUGACAACAUGACUGUUCUAACUUCCUGAAGUUAAAAACAUUAGCAUAUCUUGUUAACCGGCAAAAAUAUUAGAAAUAUAGUGAAAAGGUAUAACAUAUGAACCAACUACAGACGCUCCACUUACUAAUAGAUCGGAUAACUGCAUGUUAAGUCUUCGGUAGAUGUAGAUAAUUGAGAUGUCGUUACGCCCGAAGAAGAUUGAUUUUGGUCCGGUUUGGGACGUAUUAUUAGUCACAGUAAAAGGUGUGAUAACUUGUGGUAGCGUGGAGAGAAGGGUCUGGAACGACAGAUUUACAGAUGUAUAUAAAUUAUGUGUAAGUUGUCCCGAACCACUUGGUGAUAGACUUUAUCAAGAAACAAAAAAUUUCCUGGAAGAUCAUGUUACUCAGUUAAACAAGGAGGUGUUAAGUAACGGUGAUGAAAGCUUGUUGACGAUUUAUCAUAAACAUUGGGAAGAAUAUAGUCGUGGUUCAGGUUAUUUGAAUCAACUGUAUGGUUAUUUAAAUACAACGUUUAUAAAAAAACAGAAAUACAGUGAAGCUGAUUUAAACUAUGGUGGAUUUGCUAUUGAUGUUGUUGACCAGAUGUUAGAGAUAGGGGAGUUGGCGCUAGACAUAUGGAAAAGAUUGAUGAUAGAACCUCUUAAAUCACAAUUAUUAACUCUUUUAUUACAAGAUAUAAAAAGAGAUAGAACUGGUACAUCUGUGAGCCAUACUGUUAUUCAUGGGGUUAUUAAUUCAUUUGUUAAUGUUGAAGAAUAUAAAAAUAAACAUGCAAUGCAGUUAUAUGAACAGUUAUUUGAAAUUCCGUUUUUACAUGAAACAGGUGAAUAUUAUCGACAGGAAGCUCGUCAAUUAAAAGAUACCUGUAAUUGUUCCGAAUAUAUGGAGAAGGUCAUUCAAAGACUAGAUAAUGAAGAUUUUAGAAGUAGAAAAUUUUUACAUCCCACUUCGUACGCUAAAGUUACUAAUGAAUGUCAAAUGAGAUGUGUGGCGGACCAUCUUCAAUUUUUACACGGAGAAUGCCGUGAAAUGGUCCAAUCAGAGAGGAGAACAGAUUUAGGUAAUAUGUAUAAAUUAUUACGACCGAUACAGUCUGGGCUAGGAAUUCUGGUACAGGAAGUGGAGGAAUAUAUCAAACAAAUCAGUCUAGAGGUCGUUAAAACAUUAAAGGCAGAUAAUAUGCCGACGCGGUUUGUGGAGUCGAUGUUAGAUAUACAUGAUAAAUAUACAGAAUUAAUAAAAAACGUCUUUAGUGGUGAUCAACAAUUUGUUGGCGCUCUCGAUAAGGCGUGUGCUGUUGCUAUUAACCAUAAAUCUAACCCCAAAUCAAAUUGUAAAUCACCAGAAAUGCUUUCUAAAUACUGUGAUAGUUUAUUAAAAAAGAGUUCAAAGGGAAUUUCCGAAACAGAAUUAGAUGACAAGUUGGCAGCUUCUAUUACCAUAUUUAAAUACCUCGAUGAUAAAGAUGUUUUUCAACGGUUCUAUUCCCGGAUGUUAGCGAAAAGAUUAAUUUAUUCACAAUCAACGUCAAUGGAUGCCGAGGAGUCUCUGAUCAACAGGUUAAAGCAAGCAUGUGGUUACGAAUUUACCAACAAACUACAUAGAAUGUUUAAUGACAUCACCAUCAGUUACGAAUUAACUUCUAUUUUUCAUGACCUCGCCAAGAGACAUGAGUAUAAUCUGGGCGUCAGUUUUAACAUCAUGGUUUUACAGGCCGGUGCUUGGCCGAUACCACAGAGUAAUUUACCAACAUUUAACGUGCCACAAGAAUUAGAAAAAAGUGUGAAAAAGUUUGAAGGAUUUUAUAAUGAUAAAUUUAGUGGAAGAAAAUUAACUUGGAUGCACAAUUUCUGUACAGCUGAUUUGAAAUUAAACUAUGCCAAGAAGACAUAUUUUGUGACGAUGGGAACGUUUAAUAUGGCCAUCUUACUGAUGUUUAACGACGUGGAUAAACUCAGUUUUAAGGAAAUACAACAAUUCACUAGGUUACCGGAGAAAGAACUGACGAAAUAUUUACAGUCUUUGUUGGAUAUUAAAAUCUUAUCGGCACAGACACCAAUGACAGCAGAGACUAUAUUUAGUUUGAACAUAAACUAUAACAAUAAAAGAACAAAGUUUAAAAUUUCAACAAUGGCCCAGAAAGAUUCUCCACUUGAAGUAGAAAUGACCCACCAAACAGUAGAUGAAGAUAGAAAGAUGUAUAUACAGGCUGCUAUUGUUAGAAUAAUGAAAGCUAGAAAAGUUCUUAAACAUACUCUGUUAAUAAAUGAGGUGAUAAAGCAGUUGGUUUCUCGAUUUGUUCCAAAUAUUAGUAUGAUUAAAAAAUGUAUAGAAACGUUGAUAGAGAAAGGAUAUUUAGAACGAACUGCCGAUUCUAACGAUGAAUAUAGUUAUGUGGCAUGAUCCACAUGUUAGUGAUAAUUAACUCGUUCCGGACACCUAUAUUAUCAUGUACAGAGACGUUGAAUUAAUUAAUUUGUUGAAUUAAUGAUAUCCAGUGAAUUUAAGUUCAAUCUAUUGGGAUGUCAACGUUAUACUAAUACAAAAGUACUACAAACAAUAUGUUAGUGUUUAUUUAAGACACCUGUCUUAUCAUGUAAAGAGAGACGUUAUCAAGAUUAGACUAUGAUAUGAUUUGUUGAAUUAAUGAUAUCCAGUGAAUUUAAGUACAUCCAAUAAUUGCGACAGCCCUGUUAUCUCAAUACAAAAGUACUACAAAAUAUUUUAACCUUGCGAACUUCCAAGAAAAUUCAGACGCGUGGUAGCUGGUUUUCUUAAAACACAAAGAAAUGUAUCAGCUCAUAGUUAAAGGUCAGUGAUCUUCAUCUGGGGGAUUUUGAAACCUUUGCAAACUACAAUAAAGUGAAGAUUGAGUCUACACUACAAAAUAUUUUAGAUGUUGUGAACUUCAAAGAAAAAUUAUCAAGUGUUAUCAAGUGUUCUUGAAGAAAUAUAUGAACUCGUGGAUCUACACUACAAUACUGUGAAGAUUUGGUCUAUGAAGAAACAUUAGUUCAAGGAACACAUCUUUCAGUUUCCUUCCACGUCUCGUGAAUUAAAGUGAAUUAAAAUCAAUCGGCUGAAAAUGAAAAUAAAAUUAUAUAUAUAUUGA
Messenger RNA from Patella vulgata (common limpet), 3125 nucleotides. Its product is annotated as cullin-2. The transcript is spliced from 21 exons. Gene Ontology annotation, cellular component: SCF ubiquitin ligase complex; Cul2-RING ubiquitin ligase complex. Bases 188 to 2416 code for a protein of 742 amino acids. The record is from RefSeq and is a predicted model, not a curated record. Gene Ontology annotation, molecular function: ubiquitin protein ligase binding. Gene Ontology annotation, biological process: protein ubiquitination; SCF-dependent proteasomal ubiquitin-dependent protein catabolic process. NCBI's taxonomy places the organism in Eukaryota, Metazoa, Mollusca, Gastropoda, Patellidae.